GUGCAUCCUUGCGCUCCAUCUGGCGGCGUCAGGACUCAGGAGGAACAAGUGUGCACACAAUCGCAAUGGCGCACCUGCCGUUGCCUUCGUCUUCACCCCUUGUUUUCGAAGAUUCCACUGCUGCUCCCUCAAAAAGCCACGGUUUUUACACGAACCAACCGCGACAAUCCGGUCAGUUCUGAUCUCUAGUUUCCGCCUUUCUGUGGAUGCCAUCGGGGCGCUCGCCGGGAGGACAUUCGCCUCGUCAGCGACGCCGCCGUGCGCGCUUCCCUUCGUCGCCGAGAGCUGGUAGCUCCCGCCGCGCAAAGCUCCGGCCUUUCUUGGCCCCGUCCCAUCCCCGCCGCCGGCGCCGAGUGGCGCGCCGCGCUUGGCUUGAUGCUCGACGUCUGCGCGCCCCACGGGCCCGCCAAGCUCCCGGCUGCGUAUGUCGCCGGGGCGCGGGUUGCCUGGGUCGCCGGCAGGUGGUGGUGGCGCCCCGCGGCGGGCGGGGCCGCGGUGCGCCAUGGCGUCGCCGCGCGGGCGUCGUCCUUCGGUUCCCGGAUCGGGCUCGACUCCCAGAACUUUCACACAAGGGACCUGUCCCAGUUGUUGUGGGUCGGUCCGGUGCCUGGCGACAUUGCAGAGAUUGAGGCCUACUGCCGCAUAUUCCGUGCUGCCGAGCAGCUCCACACCGCGGUCAUGUCAGCGCUCUGUGACCCAGAGACAGGCGAGUGCCCUGUGCGCUACGAUGUGGAAUCGGAGGACCUGCCAGUGCUGGAAGACAAGGUUGCUGCCUUCCUCGGCUGCAUGCUGGCAUUGCUGAACCGUGGAAGGAAUGAGGUGCUGUCGGGGCGGUCGGCUGUUGCAAGUGCCUUCCAGGGAUCUGAGGACAGCACCUCAGAUAGGAUCCCGCCGCUCGCCUUGUUCCGUGGAGACAUGAAGCGGUGCUGUGAGAGUAUGCAGGUUGCGCUUGCUAGCUACCUUGUACCGAGUGAGCCCAGGGGUUUGGACGUAUGGAGGAAGCUGCAGAGAUUGAAGAAUGCUUGUUUUGAUGCUGGUUUUCCGAGGGCUGAUGGUUAUCCCUGUCCAACAUUGUUUGCGAAUUGGUUUCCGGUGUACCAUUCGACUGCAUCAGAUGAUUCAGGGACAGAAGAGUUAGAGGUUGCAUUUUGGAGGGGAGGACAAGUCAGUGAGGAGGGACUGGCAUGGCUACUAGAAAAGGGAUUCAAAACUAUUGUCGACCUCCGGGAAGAAGAUGUGAAAGAUGAUUUGUACCUCUCAGCGGUUCAGGAAGCUGUUGCUUCUGGGAAGAUAGAUGUGGUAAAUAUGCCAGUUGAGAUUGAAACUGCACCCUCAGCUGAACAGGUUCAGCAAUUUGCAGCCCUUGUGUCAGAUAGCGCAAAGAAGCCCAUUUAUCUUCAUAGCAAAGAAGGUGUUUCUAGGACCUCUGCAAUGGUCUCAAGAUGGAAGCAGUAUGUUAGUCGUUCAGAGAGAUUAGCUGUCCAGAAUCGCUCCCUAAAUGGGAAUGGUAAAUUCCUGACAAAUGACAAGACAGAGCAGCACACAGGCAGCCCAAGUUCCUCCACAAAUGGAACUAAAAAUGGUACACCGGUGGAAUCUGAUAGGACCAUGGACAAUAGGGAAUCAUGUGAGAUAGACAUAGACACAGCUCGUCAUAGUCUGGAGGUAACUAAUGCCCUUCCCAAUGAUCAAAGCACUGAGCAAAGUGAAAUGCCUAGCACUAGAUCAGAACUCCUGUCAAACUUCACGCUGGAGAGUAACCCCCUUAAAGCUCAAUUUCCUACUUGUGAUGUUUUCUCCAGAAAAGAGAUGACCAACUUUUUUAGAAGCAAAAAGGUUUAUCCAAAAUCUACCUUGAAUUCUAGGAGACGAUCAAGUAGCUCGCUGGUCUCAAGGAGAAAACAAAAUCUCAGUGCGGAUCAUAAUAGAGCCAUUGACUAUAAAGCAGCAGAGUUUACAGUUUCGAAAAGUUCAAAUGGGAUGUCUUUUGACAAUGAUUAUAUUCUAUCGGUUGCUUCAGGUAUUGCCAAUGGAAAACCAGCCAACAAUGGAGCCUCCACAUUAGUUGAGGAAAAGGAAAGGGAAGUCUCAGUUGUUACUGUUGAUACUGGAGCAUCUGCCAGCAGUUCUAAUGGGAAUGCUCAGGUUGCAUCACAAAAAUCUGCUGAAAAGAAUGGGGCCCCUUAUCUGGAGAGAAACAAAUCAGAUCCUGUUGAUGGAAAUAUGUGUGCCUCUGCAACUGGUGUUGUUAGACUUCAGUCGAGAAGAAAAGCAGAGAUGUUUCUAGUACGCACCGAUGGAUUUUCUUGUACAAGAGAAAAAGUAACAGAAUCAUCUUUGGCUUUUACGCAUCCUAGCACCCAGCAACAGAUGCUUAUGUGGAAAUCUCCUCCAAAGACUGUCUUACUUUUGAAGAAAUUAGGUGAUGAGCUCAUGGAAGAAGCUAAAGAGGUUGCUUCAUUUCUGCAUCGUCAAGAAAAGAUGAAUGUUCUUGUGGAACCUGAUGUUCAUGAUAUAUUUGCUAGAAUUCCUGGUUAUGGUUUUGUGCAAACCUUCUAUACUCAAGAUACCAGUGACCUACACGAGAGAGUUGAUUUUGUCACAUGCUUGGGUGGUGAUGGAGUCAUUUUGCAUGCAUCAAACUUAUUUAGAACUUCUGUACCACCUGUUGUCUCAUUCAAUCUCGGAUCACUUGGAUUCUUGACUUCACACAAUUUCGAAGGUUUCAGACAAGACUUGAGAGCUGUCAUCCAUGGGAACAAUACACUUGGAGUUUAUAUAACCCUUAGAAUGCGUCUAAGAUGUGAGAUCUUUCGUAAUGGAAAAGCGAUGCCUGGAAAAGUGUUUGAUGUGCUAAAUGAAGUUGUUGUUGAUCGGGGUUCUAAUCCAUACCUGUCAAAAAUUGAAUGUUACGAGCAUAACCACCUUAUCACUAAGGUGCAAGGAGAUGGUGUGAUAGUAGCAACACCAACUGGCAGUACGGCAUACUCUACUGCAGCAGGGGGGUCAAUGGUCCAUCCGAACGUCCCAUGCAUGCUGUUUACUCCAAUCUGCCCUCACUCGCUGUCAUUUAGACCUGUCAUCCUUCCGGAUUCCGCACGUCUUGAAUUAAAGAUACCAGAUGAUGCCAGAAGUAAUGCCUGGGUAUCGUUUGAUGGCAAAAGAAGGCAGCAAUUGUCAAGAGGAGACUCUGUUCAUAUAUCCAUGAGCCAGCACCCGCUCCCAACUGUUAACAAAUCUGACCAAACUGGUGAUUGGUUCCGCAGCCUGAUCAGGUGUCUCAACUGGAACGAGAGGUUGGACCAGAAGGCGCUAUAGACACUAGGUUUUUUUCUAAAAAAAAAAUGUUGUUGUACAUAUAUAGCUUUACACACGUAUAGUUUUUUUUCCCUGCUAACAUGUACGAUGCGUGUAACAUCGACCUAACGCACAAGCAGUGGCAGCACGUGUUAUGACCCGUCGUCAGUGUACCAAUCUGCUCUGUAAAUCAACAGUACAUAUCCAGGUAUUUCUGGGCCUAUAAUUCAUCGGAAGCACCUGAGCUGAUACCACUUCAUUUUC
Molecule: messenger RNA, 3561 nt
Organism: Panicum hallii
Lineage: Eukaryota; Viridiplantae; Streptophyta; Magnoliopsida; Poales; Poaceae
Product: probable NAD kinase 2, chloroplastic
Exons: 8
Coding region: 376-3318 (980 amino acids)
Biological process (GO): NAD+ metabolic process; NADP+ biosynthetic process
Molecular function (GO): NAD+ kinase activity
Source: RefSeq, a predicted model, not a curated record